Messenger RNA from Cyclocybe aegerita, 750 nucleotides. The record is from the annotation of a GenBank genome assembly. NCBI's taxonomy places the organism in Eukaryota, Fungi, Basidiomycota, Agaricomycetes, Agaricales, Hemipholiotaceae.
AUGUUUUCACGCCUGUUUCUCGCUUCCAUCUUCCUCGCUGCCGUGUUGGCCCAGACUAUAAAGCAAACCGUUGGUACAUGGGAGUACAAGGGAUGCUACAGAGACAUUGGACCUCGUAUUUUGACCUUUAGUUAUACUAUUCCAGAAGGUAACAGCGCGGAGAGUUGUACUACUCUCUGCACCAGCCUGGGUUAUGGACUUGCUGGUCUCGAAUAUGGAACCGAAUGCUGGUGUGACAACUACAUGCCAUACGGCAACUUGAUGCCCGAAAGCCAGUGCAACUUCGUGUGCCCGGGAGACGACACCGAGCUGUGCGGAGCUGGAAAUCGCCUAGUGCUUUAUCAGGAUAGUGCUGCUAUUGUUCCGAGCACGGACAUUUGUAUUACCUGGCGCGACGUCUUUUCGUUCCAGAACAACAUCCUGCAAGCUAUUCCUAAGGCAGGCGGCGCUGUCACAAGGCUGUAUAUGCAUACAUGCCCCGCGGGUUGCCCUUGGACCGAUUAUUACAACUUCGGGCUGAUGAAUGGCAUUUUGACCAGUUACAACUCAAGGCCCUUAGUUCCCAACGUUGGAGACUCUCAAGCCUUCAUUUCCGAGUUUCCACAGACUGCCGUAGGCUACAACGGGUUCUGUGCUAAGCCCAAUCCUAUCUCCCCCACCGGGCCGUUCAUUGGGUACCCUCUUUUUCAUGCCCACUAUACGUUGGCCGCAUGCCGGGAAGUCUAUAUCCAGAUGACACCAUUCGCAUAA